Anneissia japonica is the source of this 989-nucleotide messenger RNA. RefSeq names its product C-type lectin BfL-2-like. Gene Ontology annotation, molecular function: signaling receptor activity. The coding region runs from base 95 to 583 and encodes 162 amino acids. The record is from RefSeq and is a predicted model, not a curated record. The transcript has 2 exons. NCBI's taxonomy places the organism in Eukaryota, Metazoa, Echinodermata, Crinoidea, Comatulida, Comatulidae.
CCGGGAUUGGUCAAAGCCUGUAUCCAGAAAAUGUAUUUAAAGCGUGAUGUAAUAUAGUAAGCCACACUUUACAAAAUUGAAGAAGUAGGCAGUCAUGGGAAUCGUAUUGCUAGUCGGUAUCUUCAUUGCGGUGGCUGCAAGCCCUUCUGAUGGCGCUCUAUGUCGAAAAUGUCCAAAAUAUUGGCUUCCAUUUGGAAAUAAGUGCUAUCGAUUGUACGCAUCUCCGAAGACUUGGGAUGAGGCAAAAAAGGAUUGCUCCUCUUGCAGCAACUCACACGGUAAUCUCGUCUCCAUCGGAAGUGAAGCUGAAAACAAGUUUGUUUCCACGAUUUGGCAAACUUAUAACGGUGGGAGAGGAAACACAUACUGGAUUGGUUUGAGGAGGUCGGGCAGUACUUGGCGUUGGUCGGACAAUUCAUUCUACAGUUACAGGAAAUGGAAAUCCGGCGAACCCAAUAAUUUUGGAGGAAAUGAAAAUUGCGUUCACCAAUGGAAAAAGGAUGGUAAUUACCUGACCUGGAAUGACGGACGUUGCAACUAUAAGUUGCCAUACGUAUGCGAGUCUCGAAGUAUUAGAAAUUAAAUCUUCCAAAAUGAUUUGAUGAUACGAUAUGUUUGUUGCACCAUAUUUAGCAUUCAAUGUAAUGAUUGGAAUAUAGUAGUAAUCUUGUCUGUUAUUUGAGAUUUAAUUAAAUUUAUUAAUUUCUUGACCGUUCAAUUACCCCAAUUUAUUCCUCAAACAAGAGGUUGGGAUUCAAUUAGGCCUACAUUCAUUACUACUACACUAUUAUUAUUAUUAUUAUUAUUAUUAUUAUUAUUAUUAUUAUUAUUAUUAUUAUUAUUAUUAUUAUUAUUAUUAUUAUUAUAAUAUUAUCGUUAUUAUUAUUAUUAUUAUUAUUGUUAUUAAUAUUCAUUACUAAAGUAAUUAAAUUCUUGGCAUGAGGUUAUUAAAAGUAUAUAUUCAUUUAAUCACACUAUUAUUAUUAUUA